Molecule: messenger RNA, 1746 nt
Organism: Cuscuta europaea
Lineage: Eukaryota; Viridiplantae; Streptophyta; Magnoliopsida; Solanales; Convolvulaceae
Source: the annotation of a GenBank genome assembly
AGACUUGUCUCAUGAGUUCUCCCACCUUAAUGUAGUGGAGAUUUAAGUUCAGAUUGAAAUUUCCUUCCACGCUGAUCUUCUUGGAUUAUCACUCACUGAUUGAGUGUUAAUUGCCGGGCAUGGCUACCGGAAAAGAAGAAAGCAAUAUGGUUUCCGGCCACAUUCCGGCAUUUGAUCCGGCCAAGAAGCCCCCCAGAAACAAAUAUGCCCUGGCCUGUUCCUUUUUAGCUUCAUUGGCUUCCAUCUUGCUUGGUUAUGAUAUUGGUGUGAUGAGUGGAGCCAUUAUAUAUAUCAAAGAAGACCUUAAAAUAACGGACGUCCAAGUAGAAGUCCUGGCGGGGAUACUGAACGUGUACUCUCUAUUUGGAUCUGCGGCGGCCGGCCGGACCUCCGACUGGAUUGGCCGGCGGUACACCAUGGUGGUCGCGUCGGUGAUCUUCUUUGCGGGAGCCAUCUUAAUGGGUUUUGCCCCAAAUUAUGCUUUCCUGAUGGUGGGGCGAUUUGUAGCCGGCGUCGGAGUGGGGUACGCACUCAUGAUUGCACCGGUUUACACCGCCGAGGUUUCGCCGGCGUCCUCCCGUGGCUUCCUCACUUCUUUCCCUGAAGUUUUCAUCAACGCUGGUAUUUUAUUUGGGUAUGUAUCAAACUUCGCAUUCUCAAAGCUUCCACCUCACUUGAGUUGGCGAUUCAUGCUCGGCGUGGGGGCAAUUCCGUCAGUCUUCUUAGGCCUCAGCGUUCUUGCCAUGCCUGAAUCACCGCGGUGGCUAGUCAUGCAGGGCCGACUAGGCGAUGCACGCCGAGUUCUUCUACGGACAUCCGAUUCCGUAGAAGAGGCCCAACUAAGGCUAGCCGACAUCAAAGAAGCCGCUGGCAUACCGGAAGACGUCACCGACGACGUAGUUUCGGUGACCAAACGGCCGAAGGGCGGCGCCGGGGUGGGGGUGUGGAGGGAACUUUUCGUCUCUCCGACGCCGGCCAUCCGUCACAUUGUGCUCACCGGCGUAUGUAUUCACUUCUUCCAGCAAGCUACCGGAAUAGACACGGUGGUUUUGUACAGUCCGAGGAUUUUUGAGAAGGCAGGGAUAAAGUCGGAAAACAAGAAAUUGUUGUGCACUGUGGCGGUUGGGUUCGUGAAAACGUUGUUCAUAUUGAUAGCCACGUUCACACUAGACAGGUUCGGAAGGCGGAAGUUGUUGCUGACGAGCAUAGGUGGCAUGGUGGCGUCAAUGUUGUUGCUGGCCAUCGGCUUGACCGUGGUUGACCACUCGGACCACAAGGUGCCAUGGGCACUAGUACUGAGCAUUGUGAUGGUGUUGGUCUACGUGGCAUUCUUUUCAAUCGGAAUGGGUCCCAUCACGUGGGUCUACAGCUCCGAGAUAUUCCCGCUAAGGCUUAGAGCCACCGGUUGCAGCGUGGGAGUGGCGGUGAACCGCGUGACGAGCGGAGUGAUAUCGAUGACGUUCAUUUCACUAUAUCAAGCCAUCACAAUCGGCGGCGCGUUCUUCAUGUACAGUGGAUUCGCCAUCGUCUCCUUCGUCUUUUUCUACACAUUGAUGCCAGAAACAAGAGGGAAAACACUGGAAGAAAUGGAGUCGUUGUUUGGGGGUUUCUUCAAGUGGAGGUCCACUCUCAGAGAGGUGAAUAAAGCUAACUCCGCCGCCGCUGCCACAAAGAAGGCUAGUAAUCCGCCGCCGCAGCUUCAAUUGUCAAGCGACACUGCCGAGUCACCGCGCCGGCCGUGAGUAG